Messenger RNA from Sciurus carolinensis (gray squirrel), 771 nucleotides. Its product is annotated as olfactory receptor 7G2-like. Bases 7 to 771 code for a protein of 254 amino acids. The record is from RefSeq and is a predicted model, not a curated record. Gene Ontology annotation, molecular function: G protein-coupled receptor activity; olfactory receptor activity. The transcript has a single exon. Gene Ontology annotation, biological process: G protein-coupled receptor signaling pathway. Lineage: Eukaryota; Metazoa; Chordata; Mammalia; Rodentia; Sciuridae. Gene Ontology annotation, cellular component: membrane.
ACCCCCAUGUACUUCUUUCUCUCCAAUCUGUCCUUCAAUGACAUCUGUUUAAGCACCACCACAGUCCCCAAGAUGCUGGUGAACAUCCAAUCACAGGAUCACAUCAUAUGUUACACAGGUUGCCUCUCUCAGGUCUGCUUUGUCCUGGUUUUUACUAUUUUGGAAAAAUUUCUCCUUGCAGGGAUGGCCUUUGACUGUUAUGUGGCCAUUUGUCACCCCUUGAGGUACACAGCCAUCGUGAAUCCCCGCCUCUAUGUGUCUCUUCUUCAAUCCUCUCUGCUCAUCAGCACUAUGGAUGCCUUCCUCCACACUCUGUUGGUACUGCGUCUGUCCUUCUGCACAGACCUGGAGAUCCCCCACUUCGUCUGUGAACUAACUGAGGUCAUUGAGCUGGCCUGCUCUCACACCCUUAUUAAUAAUAUCCUGGUAUUUGUUGCAGCAUGUGUAUUUGCUGGUUUUCCUCUUUCUGGGAUCAUUUUCUCUUACAUUCACAUUGUGUCCUCUGUCUUGAGAAUGCCCUCAUCAGAAGGAAAGCAUAAAGCCUUUUCUACCUGUGGAUCUCAUCUAUCUGUUGUCUUCUUGUUUUAUAGGACCAGUUUUGGGGUGUACAUUAGCUGUGCAGUUACUGACUCCCCCAGGAAGACUGUAGUGGCUUCACUGAUGUACUCUGUGGUCACUCAGAUGCUGAACCCAUUUAUCUACAGCCUGAGGAACAGGGACAUGAAGGAGGCCUUGAGGAAGCUCAUUGGUAGGAUAGCAUUUCCUCCAUGA